Messenger RNA from Psylliodes chrysocephalus, 987 nucleotides. The record is from the annotation of a GenBank genome assembly. NCBI's taxonomy places the organism in Eukaryota, Metazoa, Arthropoda, Insecta, Coleoptera, Chrysomelidae.
AUAUUUAUUUUUGUUUAGUGUUUGUUUAUGUUUAUUUAAUUAUUUCAUUAUUGAACUAUUAUAUUUUAAUAAUGUAAAUAAACAUUGAAUUAACAGGACAUUAUGAGUUAUUACAUAGUUAUAAGGGAAAAACGCGAGAGUGACACGCCUGUAUUAAAUGAAAUUGUGAAAAAUGGAUAUUUAUCCACCGUCAACAAUUCUUGGAUAAAUGCAUUGUUUCAAGAGAUUACUUUCCAACUCAUAAUCCUGUUAGCAGCUCUGCUGUUCAUCUGCUUUGGGGUGCCGUUAUAUUACAGCAUAGUAUCGGUUCCUAUUGUUUUAAUAAGCCUCUAUUGCAUUAUAUAUUCGACAAUUUUUAUGAAAUCUGCACAAUUAAUUUACGAAAAAAGACCUUUGAAAUGUUGGAUAGCCGAAUCAUAUGAACCGUACUUUUUCAUGAAGACCCCUGAAAGCUGUUGGUACAAAAUAAUAGAAGAAACCGAUUUGGUUAAAGAGGGAAUCGAUCAGAAUGGAUUUCAACGAAAAAUGAUCGGAACCAUAUCUGUUGGACAACAUUCCCGAAGAGACGAUUGGGCUUGGUUGUUCAGAUUAGUUGUCGAUAAAAGGUACAGACGAAAAGGAGUGGGUUUAAAAUUAAUAAACACAGUUCAAGAUUGGUGCAGGACGAACCAAUUCAAUGCCAUCGAACUGGCCAUCGGCGAGUGCCAAGAUGGAUGCAGGGAACUGUUCAAUAAAGCGGGCUUCGAGGUAGAACAAUUCUACCACAAACAGUUGCUCGGCAGAUUGAUAACAUUGCAGAUGUUUCAACUCAGAUGCGAAGUCAGAUCGACUUUUUGAUUGUACAAAUGACUCGUAUUUUUAGUAUUCGUAUUUAUUUUGUGUCGAUAUUUUACUCGAAUUAAAUAGGUAGAGAUUAUACCACCUAAUGUUUUUAAAUAGUAUUUCGCAAGUAUGUCGAAUGUUAGUAUCUCUUGUGCUAGAAAAACU